Molecule: messenger RNA, 1629 nt
Organism: Xiphophorus hellerii (green swordtail)
Lineage: Eukaryota; Metazoa; Chordata; Actinopteri; Cyprinodontiformes; Poeciliidae
Gene: aifm2
Product: AIF family member 2
Exons: 11
Coding region: 304-1422 (372 amino acids)
Biological process (GO): positive regulation of apoptotic process; apoptotic mitochondrial changes
Cellular component (GO): mitochondrion; cytoplasm
Molecular function (GO): flavin adenine dinucleotide binding; electron-transferring-flavoprotein dehydrogenase activity
Source: RefSeq, a predicted model, not a curated record
ACUGCUGCCUGUGCAGCCUUCCUUCGUUAGGAGCGGAUGCGCUCUGAUUGGCGCAGAGCUGCUGACGUCAGACAGAGGGGGCGGGUCUAAAGGAGGAAAAAGCAGCUGUUGAUCAACUGGACUGAAACUGGAUCCGAGUUCCGAACCUGCGGCAGGACGUUCAGAACCGGCAACCGGUGCAGUGAUCCAGAGAACCCAGCAGAACCAGCAGCGGACCCAGAUUGGACCUGAAGGAUCCGAACGGUUCUGCAGAACUCCUGGCGAACGAAACCGGUCCAGUCAGGAUCAGUUAGCUUCUCACAGAUGGGGGGCCAGGUCUCGGUUCCGGACGGGGUCCACGUGGUAGUGGUAGGCGGCGGGUUCGGCGGCAUCGCGGCGGCGCAGCAGCUUCGUUCGGCCGGGUUCGGCUUCACCCUGCUGGACAUCCGGGACUCCUUCCACCACAACGUGGCUGCGCUGCGGGCCUCAGUCCAGCCCGGCUUCGCCCAGCGGACCUUCAUCCCCUAUGCAGAGACGUUCGGAACCAGCUUCCUGCAGGGUCGGGUGGAGCGAGUGGACCCGGAGCGGCAGCUGGUGGUUCUCCAGGGUGGCAGGGAGGUCCAGUACUCCCACCUGAUCCUGUGUACUGGUUCUGAUGGUCCGUUCCCGGGGAAGUUCAACACCGAGGCGUCGAUGCAGGACGGCGUGACGGCGUACGAGGACAUGGUGGGACAGAUCCAGGUGGCGGACUCGGUUCUGGUGGUCGGGGGCGGAGCUACAGGGGUGGAGAUGGCAGCUGAGAUCAAGACGGAGUAUCCAGACAAGAAGGUGGUUCUGAUCCACUCCAGGAUCGGGCUGGCCGACGAGCAACUGGUCCAGAGCGUCAGGCAGCAGGCCAAGGAGGUUCUACUGGAGAAGGGAGUGGAGCUGGUUCUGGGUCAGAAGGUGUCCAACUUGUCCGAGUUGCCGCUGAACCGGACCCAGAAGAACCUACAGGUCAGAACUGACAAGGGGGAAACUCUGGAGACGGACCUGAUCAUCUGCUGCACCGGCAUCAGGGUCAACUCUGGAGCCUACGCCUCCAGCCUGGAGGGCAGCAUGGCUGCUGACGGGGCGCUGAAGGUCAACCAGUACCUGCAGGUCGAGGGGUUCUCCAACAUCUUCGCCGUUGGCGACUGCGCCGACCUGCGCGAGGCGAAGCUGGCGUACCACGCCGGGCUCCACGCCUACGUCGCCGUGUCCAACAUCAUCAGCAGCCUGAGCGGGAAGCCGCUGACGCCGUAUCGCACAGGUAAUGUGUCCAUGCUGCUGGCGAUGGGCCGAGACGACGGCGUGGGCCAGUUCAACGGCAUCCGGCUGCCCCGCUGGCUGGUCGCCCUGGGGAAGAGCCGCGACCUGAUGCUGUGGAAGAGCUGGAGGGAGAUGCAGCAGAAGCAGCCCUGAUGGUCGCCGUGGAAACGCCUGAGGAUCACCAGCAUCACCUCGUGCCUAUUGCUCUGACCUCUGACCUUAAAGAUUAACAGCAUGAUAACAUGUUAGCAGCCGUUUCACUCAUGAUAAUCGUCCAAACUCUGAUGUUUUUCUCUUCUGCAUUAAUAACCUCUGAAUAUAAACAACUUUUUACUGAAUAAACUCAACAUGUAGAAAAUG